AUGAUAGCUGGUGUGGUUUUGCGUGCGAUGGAUUUCUCUACUGCUACUUUUCCUUCAAGUCGUGAGAAGCAUAGGUGCGAAAUUGCCAGGAAGACCUCUGCUCAAGUCGUGCAUGCAUUCUGCCAAAAGUGUGUUGCAAGUGUGGCACAAUUGUGCAGCACCAUAUGUGGCUUCGUUUGGCAUUCGAAGGGGUCCUUUUUUCUGUCAAAGUUUCCCAGUAGAGAGCUUGCCGACGCUUCCCCGCAUUUCUGGGCUUGCAGCAAUCCGAUGUGCGCCGAUAGCGACUUUUGCUUCUGUUUCUCUUGUGCCAGCAAGGGCGCUAUGCUACCGAGAAUUUCGGAGGUAUCAACUGGCGACAGACCUUUAACUCCCAAGCUGCGGCAGACAAGGAAAAGGCCAUAUCAGCUGGUGGGGCAUGCAGGAAAACAGUUAUUGGUGUAUUGCGGGUGGAAGUUUCUGAUUGUUUGCUAA
This is a messenger RNA of Ostreobium quekettii, 471 nucleotides long. The record is from the annotation of a GenBank genome assembly. Lineage: Eukaryota; Viridiplantae; Chlorophyta; Ulvophyceae; Bryopsidales; Ostreobiaceae.